This is a messenger RNA of Ambispora gerdemannii, 731 nucleotides long. The record is from the annotation of a GenBank genome assembly. Lineage: Eukaryota; Fungi; Glomeromycota; Glomeromycetes; Archaeosporales; Ambisporaceae.
AUAUAAAUAUGGGAAAUUCCAAAUCGAUUUCAAGGAAACAAAACAUUAAUUUGGAAGAUGAGCGGCAAAGACAACAAAGUAAUGAUUCCAGCGGAUUUAAGGAAGAAUAUUACUUACCUAAAACAGAACCUCAAAUUGACCGGUUGCAACGCCAGCAUUUUAUCGUCCAACAUAUAUUCGGAUCUAACUUUUAUUGUCCUAUGGAAGAGACGUUAAAUAUGGGUGCUCGUGUUUUAGAUGGAGGAUGUGGGCCGGGAGCUUGGCUUCUUGACAUGGCGACGAAUUAUCCAAAUUCUCAAUUCUUUGGUGUUGAUAUUGAACCAGUUUAUCCGAGUCAAAUAAAACCGGAAAAUACAAACUUUCACCAGUGUGACUUGACGAAGUUGGAACAAUUAGGGUUCGAGGAAAACUCAUUUGAUAUGGUUCGAACAGGUCACCUGUUUCUUUCGCUUAGCAAAGAAGAUUAUACCAAAAUUAUUGAGAAAAUGUUAAAGUUUCCGGGUGGAUAUUUUGAAAUUUCGGAAUCAGAAUCCAUUCUCUCUAAUGGUGGUCCAAAGAUGACACGAAUGGCGAACACGAUUGUAGAGGGUCUUAAAAAAAGCACCGAACUCACCUUAAAUUACGAAAAAAUGUUUCUCGCCACCGAGCAACUAUUAAACAUUCAACAAGAGACACGAGUAGUAAAGAUUGGCCCACCUGGUGGCAUCGCCGGAGAACUGCAUUUAAGCUAA